Messenger RNA from Cylicostephanus goldi, 246 nucleotides. NCBI's taxonomy places the organism in Eukaryota, Metazoa, Nematoda, Chromadorea, Rhabditida, Strongylidae. The record is from the annotation of a GenBank genome assembly.
CUCCCCUUGGACUAUAUGGGUAUAUUUGCAUGCAGCGCUGGCAUCGGUGCUGAAAAGUAUUGCAAAGAACUGGAAGCUGACCACGACGACUAUGGAAGCAUCAUGGUUAAGGCACUUGCUGACCGUCUAGCCGAAGCAUUCGCCGAAUAUCUGCACCGUCUGGUUCGAACGGAAUUGUGGGGAUACUCGAAAGAUGAAGUAAAUUCCGUCUUCGUUAGUCUUCCGUUAUGUGCGAAUCUGAAGUGA